Messenger RNA from Juglans regia (Persian walnut), 1835 nucleotides. Its product is annotated as F-box/kelch-repeat protein At3g23880-like. Lineage: Eukaryota; Viridiplantae; Streptophyta; Magnoliopsida; Fagales; Juglandaceae. Gene Ontology annotation, molecular function: protein binding. The transcript is spliced from 3 exons. Bases 351 to 1649 code for a protein of 432 amino acids. The record is from RefSeq and is a predicted model, not a curated record.
UCAAUACAAUACCAAGGUCAACCUCGUCACGCUUCUUCCGAGUCCUCUCUUUCUCUCCCAAGUUCCAAGAAAUAUACUCCAACAAUGAACAAACAAUACUCCUUGUUAUUGGACGGAUCGCCUUAGGACAAUGACGGAGCUUCUUGUUUGUUUGUUUUAUCCGUUGAAUAGUCUCAGAAUUCAAGGCAAAGAAGGCACAGGGGACAUCAUCAGGUAGAACAUGAACAUGCUCAAUCGUAUUCUUCAAGUUUGAGCAGACCAUCACUUAGGUGAGGGGCUUCCCAAAAGAAGGCUAGAUCUAGUGUCACUUGAGGUUUACUCAUCCCAAAUUAAUUGAGAUUCCCUCCUCAAUGAGUACUUGUCACAAAGAGGUGAAAGAGGUAGGCACGAUGGCCAAAGCAAUAGGCAACAAAAAUGCAAGCUUUUUAAAGUUAGUGGUGGAGAGAGCAUUGUCAAUGGAAGAGAAAAAGAAGCAACAAGAGGCUCUAGUCCCCUAUCUUCCUAAAGACUGCAUCUCAAACAUUCUUGUUCGACUUCCUAUUGACUCUCUUCAAAGGUCAAGGCUUGUUUGUAAGGCAUGGUAUACCAUAAUUAAUAGCCCCAUUUUUAUUGAUGCCCAUCUACGUCGAUCUGAGUCUGUUUUGAUUUUUCUAUCAUCAAUUAAAAGAGGGAGCUUGUACAGUUCUCCUAUGGCAUUGAUCCCACCAGAGAAACCAAAUACCAUUUCAGUUGAGGUGAAAUCUCUUCAGUCAGAAUGUGUCCCUGUUUUUGGGCUGCCAAACUUGAGCCCCUUCUUAAAGUCUUAUAUUCAGUGCUUGGAAAUUAAUGAUGGAAAGAGCAAAAUCGGAGAAUAUAAUAUAAGUUGCUUGGGAAAUAUCAGGGCUACUUGCAAUGGUCUAAUCUUGCUUGAUGACAAACUGAAGAAAGGAGGACUAAUAGUAAUGAAUCCCGUGACUAGGAAGUUGAUUGCACUUCCUCUGGGUACUUUAUUUCCUGCUCAUGUUGAAUCUUAUGGCAUGGCAUUAAGCAGUGCUACUGGUGAAUAUAAAGUAAUUCACUUGUUUCAGGAUGAGCUAGGUUUUAUCGGUUGUGAGACCUUAAUUGUUGGUACGAGAUUAUGGAGUUGGGUGAAUGGACCUUCUUUUGGACUUGUUAGCUGGUUUGGUUGUGAGCCUGUUUCAGCAAUUGGAGCUAUGCACUGGGUUCCUCAUAUUGAUCAUAGUGAUUACGUAGUGUCAAUGGAUGUGGACGAGGAGAAGUUUCAUACAACACCACUCCCAAAAAGUUGCAGGACUCAUGAUGGGAUUAUCGAGAUGGGUGGUUUCUUAAGUUUUGUGACUCAUGAAGAAGUGAACCAAAUAGACAUUUGGAUCUUGAAGGGCUUAGGUGAGGCCUGGACAAAGCAACAUAGUAUCACUAUGGGAUGUAUAAUGGAUAUGUUUCCCUUUUUCAGUUUGAGGAUGAAAGGAGAUGUGAUUUUUAAGAGGGAAGAAGAUGGAUCAUUUUAUGCUUAUGACUUCCAGCUUCAAGUGAUGACAAGAAUUGAGAUGGAAAAUGGACGCUUCCCAUUGUCAUGUUCAUUUCUGCCUCAUGUGAAUAGUCUUGUUUCUUGGUCUAGCCGGGAGGGAAGUCAGGAUUUGUGCAAUUGAUUUGUUCCUCGGCGAGCUACACAAAUUAGCAAAGUUAUGGCAUGUAUUCCAUAUAAUCACUACAAUAGGACACAUCUCCCCUCUUUUCUCGACGUUUUCUCUAUGCUUUUGCGACUUCUGUAAUGUUAUGCCUCUACUGUAUAUAGUGAUUGAAAAGUAUUCUAUCAAUGAAUGCAUUUAGUAUCC